This is a messenger RNA of Solanum pennellii, 3447 nucleotides long. Its product is annotated as elongation factor-like GTPase 1. The record is from RefSeq and is a predicted model, not a curated record. Gene Ontology annotation, molecular function: GTPase activity; GTP binding; ribosome binding. Gene Ontology annotation, cellular component: ribonucleoprotein complex; cytosol. Gene Ontology annotation, biological process: cytosolic ribosome assembly. Bases 200 to 3274 code for a protein of 1024 amino acids. NCBI's taxonomy places the organism in Eukaryota, Viridiplantae, Streptophyta, Magnoliopsida, Solanales, Solanaceae. The transcript has a single exon.
UAAUUCUUUGCUUAAUUUGUUUAAAUUUAAGCAAAUUGCGUUUCUCGAUCUAAAGUUUUGAUUUUGUAUAUAUUUUUUGGAUUUCUUGGAAAUUUUGUAAUUAGGGUUGUUGAGAAGUUAGGGAAACAGUGUUGUGAUUUGUAAAAGUGUUUUUUUAUUAGUUAAAGUUGUAAUUUUUAGACCUAUUUAGGUGAUAAAAAUGGGGGAUUUUGAGGGUGAAAAGAUUAGGAAUAUAUGUAUACUUGCUCAUGUUGAUCAUGGGAAGACGACAUUGGCUGACCAUUUGAUUGCUUCAUCUGGUGGUGGUGUACUCCAUCCGAAGCAAGCGGGUAAGCUUAGGUUUAUGGAUUAUUUAGAUGAGGAACAGAGGAGGGCGAUUACUAUGAAGAGUUCUUCUAUAGGUCUUAAAUAUAAGGAACAUUCGAUUAAUCUUAUAGAUUCUCCUGGUCAUAUGGAUUUCUGUAGUGAAGUUUCAACUGCAGCUCGUUUGAGUGAUGGCGCGUUGGUAUUAGUGGAUGCUGUAGAAGGUGUUCACAUUCAGACUCAUGCAGUUCUGCGUCAGGCGUGGAUUGAGAAACUUACCCCGUGUUUGGUUUUGAAUAAGAUUGAUAGGUUGAUUGUUGAAUUGAGAUUGACUCCCCUUGAGGCGUAUACUAGGUUGCAGAGGAUUGUUCAUGAGGUUAAUAGUAUAGUGAGUGCUUACAAGUCUGAAAAGUAUUUGUCGGAUGUUGAUUCUCUGCUCUCUGCUCCGGCUGGACUAGUGGAGGAUGAAAAUCCAGAUCUUGAGUUGUUAGAGGAGGAUGAAGAGGAUACUUUCCAACCCCAGAAGGGGAAUGUCGCGUUUGUAUGUGCACUAGAUGGAUGGGGCUUUAGUAUUAGUGAUUUUGCUGAGUUUUAUGCUUCGAAACUGGGUGCAAGUUCGGCUGCCAUGCAGAAGGCAUUAUGGGGACCUCGGUAUUAUAACGCCAAGACUAAGAUGAUUGUAGGUAAAAAGGGAAUUAGUAGUGGAAGUAAAGCUAGGCCCAUGUUUGUGCAAUUUGUUCUUGAGCCACUUUGGCAGGUUUAUCAAGCUGCUGUGGAAGAAUAUGGAGAUAGGGGGAUGCUUGAGAAAGUUAUAAAGUCUUUUAAUUUGUCUAUACCUCCUCGUGAACUUCAAAAUAAGGAUCCUAAAUUUGUGCUUCAAUCUGUUAUGAGUCGUUGGCUUCCAUUGUCCGAUACCAUAUUGUCUAUGGCUGUCAAACACAUGCCUGAUCCUGUAUCUGCUCAGUCUUUCCGUAUAUCUCGGCUGCUUCCAAAGAGAACACUCUUAGAUAUGGGCUCGAACCCUGAUGUGCUUUCUGAAGCCGAACUUGUCAGGAAAUCUGUGGAGUCCUGUGAUUCCAGCCCUGAUGCUCCUUGUGUUGUUUUUGUUUCUAAGAUGUUUGCUAUUCCAUCAAAAAUGCUUCCGCGUGGAGAGAUUAUGGAUGACAGUGGAAAUGGUGACUCUGAUGAAUGUUUUCUUGCAUUUGCCAGGAUCUUUAGUGGGGUUCUUCAUGCAGGACAGAAAAUUUUCGUACUUACAGCAUUGUAUGAUCCACUGAAGGAAGAAUCAAUGCAGAAGCAUGUGCAAGAAGCUGAGUUGCAGUCUUUGUAUUUGAUGAUGGGUCAAGGGUUGAAACCAGUGGCAUCAGCCAAGGCGGGUAAUGUCAUAGCUAUCCGAGGGCUUGCCCAGCAUAUAUUGAAGAGUGCGACUCUUUCAUCUACGUUGAAUUGUUGGCCUUUAUCAAGUAUGACUUUCCAAGUCUCACCCAUGCUUAAAGUUGCAAUUGAACCUUCUGAUCCUGCUGACAUGGGUGCACUUAUUAAAGGUUUGAGGCUUCUAAACAGAGCGGAUCCUUUUGUUGAGGUUUCUAUUUCUGCUAGGGGCGAACAUGUUCUUGCUGCAGCAGGUGAGGUGCACCUGGAGAGAUGCAUUAAAGAUUUAAAGGAGAGAUUUGCUAAGAUAAACUUGGAAGUCUCUGCACCCCUUGUAUCUUUCAAAGAGACCAUCGAAGGAGAUAGCGCUAAUCCCUUAGAAAAUUUGAAGCUAUUGAGCCGCAGCUCUGAUUAUUUGGAGAAAGAAACUCCAAACGGAAGAUGUGUUGUUCGUGUGCGUGUUAUGAAGCUUCCAACUGCAUUGACAAAGCUGCUUGAUGAAAGUUCUGAGUUGCUUGAAGACAUCAUUGGAGGUAAAUCUCUACAGGCUUGUAGAAGCUCGGAAACUCUCAGAGGUAACGUUGUAGAAGAUGAGAAUCCAAUUGAAGCAUUUAAGAAACGCCUAAUAGAUGCUGUGGAGAGCGACUUUUCUACUGGAUUUGCUGAUACAGAAAAGGAUAGGAUUGAUAAAUGUAAGAAAACAUGGCAAAAACUCUUAAAAAGGAUCUGGGCUUUAGGGCCUAGACAGGUCGGUCCCAACAUUCUCCUCACUCCGGAUGUGAAAGGAAAGAGCGCCGACGUUUCUAUUCUUAUAAAGGGUUCCCCUUAUGUAUCGAAAAAGUUGGGCUUUACGGAUGACAAUGAUGAUAGCAGCGCAUCACCAGAAUCAUCAACCAGUUUGGAUCCGACCCUUUUACGAGAAGCUGAGAAUCUUGAAAGCAGUAUAUUAUCUGGAUUUCAGUUAGCUACAGCAUCUGGCCCUUUAUGUGAUGAGCCAAUGUGGGGUUUGGCAUUUGUUAUUGAAGCUUCCAUAUCUCCAUUAGCUACGCAACCAAAUGAUAGUGAGACCGGCCCUAUUCCACAGCCUGAACAAUAUGGGCUUUUACCUGGACAGGUGAUGACUGUUGUUAAGGAUGCCUGCAGGGCUGCUGUUCUCCAGAGUAAACCUCGACUUGUUGAAGCCAUGUACUUCUGUGAACUGAACACCCCACACGACCAGUUGGGCAACACUUACACAGUUCUUAAUCGUAGGCGUGCUCAUGUGGUAAACGAAGAAAUGCAGGAAGGUUCUUCCUUGUUCACUGUACACGCUUAUGUACCAGUUGCAGAAAGCUUUGGAUUCUCCGAUGAGUUGAGGAGAAAGACUUCUGGAGCUGCAAGUGCACUACUCGUCCUCAGCCAUUGGGAAGCCCUUCCAGAGGAUCCUUUCUUUGUACCUAGAACCGAGGAGGAGAAAGAAGAAUUCGGAGAUGGUGCUAGUGUGCCACAGAGUAUAGCAAGAAAACUCAUGGAUUCUGUAAGACGAAAGAAAGGUCUUCCAGUAGAGGAAAAAGUGGUACAAUUCGCGACUAAGCAGAGGACGUUGGCUCGCAAGGUGUAGAAGUUCAAUGCAUGUUUGGUUUGUGUAAACAGUUUAUCUCAGUAUACAUUAUUAGCUUUAUACUGUUAUUCAUUAGAAGCAAAGUUUUGUUAGCAUAUAAUACUGUAAUGACACUGGAGUUCUUUGCAAAGCAGUUGUUUUUCUGGAUGCAAUAUAUCAUAGUUUUUAUCUAA